Messenger RNA from Closterium sp. Naga37s-1, 1998 nucleotides. NCBI's taxonomy places the organism in Eukaryota, Viridiplantae, Streptophyta, Zygnematophyceae, Desmidiales, Closteriaceae. The record is from the annotation of a GenBank genome assembly.
AUGGAGGUUGCUCUUGAGAUCUCUUCUGACUCCGCUGACUCACCUGAGGGGGGUGACGCCGUCGCCGACGACACGGCAACCACUCGCCGCACUCCUCGCUUGGAGACCCCCUCGGGUUUCCCGCCGCGGCCGUCUUCGCCGCCUCCGCAGCCUGCUGCUGUGGACUCUGGAGCUGAGACUACUGGAGCUGGGCCUGGGGGUGGUAAGUCCGGGGGUGCCCACUCUCCUCGUCUGGCUACCCCCCCUGGGUUCCCACCUCUGCCGUCUUCGCCGCCUCUGCAGCCUGCUGCUGUGGACACUGGAGCAGAGACUGAGGGUACUGAGCCUGGGGGUGCUGGGACUGAGGGUACUGAGCCUGAGGGUGCUGAGACUGAGGGUGCUGCGACUGAGGGUACUGAGCCUGAGGGUGCCGGGACUGAGGGUACUGAGCCUGAGGGUGCUGGGACUGAGGGCACUGAGCCUGAGGGUGCUGGGACUGAGAGUGCUGAGACCGAGGGUCCUGACUCUGGGGGUGCUGCGAUUUCGGGUGCUGACUCUGGGGGUGCUGCGAGUCCUUCUGGUGUUGGUGUCGUCGGAGCUCCUACCGGAGGACCUGGAGCUACUGGUGCUGGAGGUACUGGAGGACCUGGAGCUACUGGUGCUGGAGGUACUGGAGGUGCUGCUGGUGCUGGAGGUCGUGGUGCUGCUGGUACUGGAGGUACUAGAGGUGCUGGAGCUGGAGGUGCUGGAGGCACUAGAGUUACUGGAGCUGUUGCUCCUGCUGCUGGUACUGCUGGUGCUGGAGGUGCUAGAGGUACUGGAGCUGCUAGUGCUGGAGGUGCUGCUGGUGCUGGAGGUCGUGGAGCUGCUUGUGCUGGAGGUGCUAGAGGUGCUCGAGCUGCUGGGGCUGGAGGUGCUGGAGGUGCUGGAGGUCCUGGUGGAGCUACUGGUGCUCUUCGCCACCUUCUCAGUCUUCCGCCAGGUGCUACUGGCUUCCCUGUGGCAGGUACUACUCUUCCGUUACUGUGCCCACCGGUGGAUCAGUCUCAGCCGCCGCUGCUACCGCACUCCCCACUGCCUGCUCCUGCUCCUUACACUGCGGUGACACAGUCCCUGACUGAGCGUCGAGAGCCUGAGACUCGUGCUUCCACCCCUGAGCGUCGAGAGCCUGAGUCUAGCUUUGACCUUGAGCAUGAGCCUAGAGCUGCUGUCCGUGCUCGUGGUCCUCGUGUUCAUCGUCCGCGUGCUCCGGCUGUCCCCGGCACUCACGAUAUGACACUCCGACCUUCCUCUGUUCCUCAGCGUGUUGUCCUACCGUUACCUCCUGCGUCCUCUCUGCCUGACGUUGCUGACCCUCCGUCUGACCUUGCUCGUGCGUCCAGUUCGACUGUUACUCGCCUUCUUGCUACGGUUGUGACGGACCCUACGUUCUCGUCUCCUGCUGUGUCUGCCCUAGUAGCUGAGCUCGUUGACUUUGCUGCUGUGUACCGCCUAGACUACCUUGCGAGUCUUGUCUCUGACCCUGUCCCUGCCUGUCCUCCGUCCGUCGGUGGUGAGACUGCCCUUGGCUGUACUGCCCUUGGCUGUGACGUUCUUGAGGACAGACAGGAGGAGCUGGAGUGCCUUGCGGCCGCUUCACCCCAUCACGCGACCAUGCUGCUUGCCCCUGAGGGAGACCCGGAUGCACUUGACAUCCCCACCCCGCGCUCCUACAGGGAGGCGAUUUCGGGUGAGUACUCCUCUCAGUGGCAGGCAGCCAUGGACGCAGAGAUGGCUUCCUGGAAGUCCACAGGCACCUACGUCGACGAGGUUCCCCCACCUGGGGCGAACAUCGUCAGUGGCAUGUGGAUUUUCAGGGUGAAGCGGCCGCCGGAAUCUCCGCCUGCCUUCAAGGCACGUUACGUUGCUCGAGGCUUCAGUCAGCGUGAGGGGGUUGACUUCUUUCAGACUAUCUCCCCCACCCCGAAGAUGACCACUCUUCGGGUGUUGCUACACGUUGCAGCUCAGCGUGACUACUAG